GUUCAACUCACCACAUGCAAAUCGGACUAAUCUUCCAGUGUGGUUCUUCAUUCCAGUGCCACUGUUUCCCAUCGUGGCUGCCUACCUCUAGCAGUUUUCCUUCAUGGAGACCCUGACAUGUCCGAUGAGGCCGUGAUGACUGCGCGUCGACACAUGGCUGAAGCAUUACAGCGAACUGUAACUGUUCUUCUUGCUGAACAUUGCAAGAAACAAGGCUGGAGACUUGAUCAGGAGCUGACGCAGACAGAGGCUUCCGUUGGGCUGAACCGGGAGUUCUUUGUUUUCAGCGUGCUCUACAGUCGUGAGCUGUUCAGAGUCGAGGUCAAUUUCCCGGCGAUUGAGAGAUCGCAAUCCACCCCGCAUCGAUACCAGUGGACAUUCAUCAAUGCCUUGGUCGUGGAGUUGUCGCCGUGUGUGCAGCCAUUCCGACAGAAGCAUUGGCUCGCUAUUUAUCAGGCACUACUACUGAUCGAGCAACAUGCGCUCUUGCUGCGGAGACAACUUGGCUUGGCGUAGUGGGGAUGUAAUGCAAAAUGCAAUCACGUUGUAUCUAGUCUAUACCGGCGUUCAACAAGUACGCGCGUGGCGACCUUCGAGCGAAAAUCACAGUACGGACAUCCGGGACUAUCUCAAAGCAUCCUUGGGUCCGAUGAGUAAUCGUUGCGUCGCACGUAAAUUAAGCAGUCGAAGAGUCCGAU
Molecule: messenger RNA, 698 nt
Organism: Rhodofomes roseus
Lineage: Eukaryota; Fungi; Basidiomycota; Agaricomycetes; Polyporales; Fomitopsidaceae
Exons: 1
Coding region: 118-516 (132 amino acids)
Source: RefSeq, a predicted model, not a curated record